This is a messenger RNA of Merops nubicus (carmine bee-eater), 426 nucleotides long. Its product is annotated as oxidation resistance protein 1-like. Gene Ontology annotation, biological process: response to oxidative stress. Lineage: Eukaryota; Metazoa; Chordata; Aves; Coraciiformes; Meropidae. Gene Ontology annotation, cellular component: nucleus. The transcript has 4 exons. The record is from RefSeq and is a predicted model, not a curated record. The annotation marks the transcript as partial.
AUGUCUCGUCUCUGGUAUGAGAAGAAGGGAAGAAAGCAUCAGCCAGUUAAUCAUAAAUAUGCUCUGGUAGUGUCAGUGGCUGAGUAUCACCGCAGGAUCGAUGCUCUAAAUAGUGAAGAACUGCGCACACUCUGCAGACGUCUCCAGAUAACGACAAGAGAAGAUAGCAAUUCAAAGCAGGCACCAAAUAUCAAAACAGACCUGGAGCCUGAAGCAUUCCGGCCAAAUCUGAGCGAUCCCAGUGAAUUACUACAGCCAGAGCAAAUUGAAAAGCUCACAAAAUCUCUUCCACCACGGACCAUUGGAUAUCCAUGGACUCUUGUCUACAGUACUGCAAAGCAUGGCAUGAGCCUGAAGACUUUGUAUCGAAGUAUGCUGGGAUUAGACACUCCUGUGCUGCUGGUUAUCAAGGACAGUGAUGGACAG